This is a messenger RNA of Corythoichthys intestinalis (scribbled pipefish), 4141 nucleotides long. RefSeq names its product euchromatic histone-lysine N-methyltransferase 1a (gene ehmt1a). Gene Ontology annotation, molecular function: p53 binding; zinc ion binding; histone H3K9 methyltransferase activity. Gene Ontology annotation, cellular component: chromatin; nucleus. Gene Ontology annotation, biological process: peptidyl-lysine dimethylation; negative regulation of transcription by RNA polymerase II. The transcript is spliced from 22 exons. Bases 336 to 3299 code for a protein of 987 amino acids. The record is from RefSeq and is a predicted model, not a curated record. NCBI's taxonomy places the organism in Eukaryota, Metazoa, Chordata, Actinopteri, Syngnathiformes, Syngnathidae.
GGAUAUCAAAACGAAGAAGUGCAAGUCUAACUACUGCACUUGUAUUUAUGCGAUACCAUCUGUGCAUCAUCUUUGACUUCACAUUUUGUGGCGAAGAUUGGCAUGCCUUUUUAAAACUUUUUAAAAGUUGGAUUCGUUAAGAUAUGCCACUGUUUACGGUACUUCCGCUAAAGGGUUCAGUGACUCUCGGUCAACUUUACAAACCUUCACGAACAAAGCCAAAUUGAAUGCCAACAGCAGUUUUGAGUCCGCCUAUAUACACAACUUCAAAAUCGAUACUUUUAGAAGGAUAAUAUACGUGUUUUUUAAGUAAGCAGUAUUUCUUCAGGAGUCUCAUGGACGACAGUGGUACUAAAGAGGGUCCAGGGCCAGAUAUGGGACCUUUAAAUAAUUUGGGAAAAACGGCAAGAACCCGACUCAAAAAGAAGGACAGCUCAAGAGUUGAAGCAACUCCCUUUCACAUCGUCAGUGAAGUAAGAUCGAACCGCGGCACACGACCUGCUUCGGUCAAAAGAUUAGGAUUACCUGGCCCAACUGGUCAUUGGAAUGCUCAACAUGGCCAGAAGGUAGAAUCUGUUGAUGCAUCCAUCGGAAGCACAGAUGCCAAAUCAUCCAGUGCAAAAACUGAGCUGGUCAAGUCCAUUGAAAAAACACACAAAAGUACACGUGGGUAUUUGCCAACUAGGAGUAAAGCAAAGUUGGACAUGGAAGACAUGUACACUUCUGUACCAACUGAGGCCAUAGAUGGUUGUGUAAAUGGUGAAAAGAGCGUGUCCUUCACGUCCACGAAACCACACCCAGCUGUGAAAAGGAAGAAAAGGAAGAUGGGGUUGUACAACUUUGUCCCAAAAAAGAAGGCAAAGCCAGUGAAACAACUGGAAAAAGUAAGAAAUGUUGGAGCAGAUGGGGUAAUACCUGCUAUUACAAAAUCUGGAGAAACCUCAAGCAUGAGAAGUGAAUCUUUCAGGGAAGGACAAUCUGGAGAAGCAAGCCAUGCUGAGUACACAGAGUUGAAUUUAGACUGUAUUGAUCUAAAACUUCAGGAAGAGCUACUUUUACCACAAUCAACAGCACUCUCUGAUGUGAUGGAAUCAGAUUUGGCCGAGGAAUUACCUUUGUGCUGUUGUCGUAUGGAGACUCCAUCAUCUGGAGACAGAUUGUCCAAAAAUGAUCAGACCUGUAUGGCCAUGGAGAGCACAGAGGGAGUGUUGAAUCGUUGCCAGAAUAAUGUGAUUAAGCAUGAAAUGAUGAGACCUUCCAAUGUGGUUCAUAUGCAGGUUCUGUGUGAGAAUCACAGGGCCAGCAUGGUUAAACACCAAUGCUGCCCUGGCUGUGGGGUCUUUUGUGCUGCAGGUACCUUCAUGGAGUGCCAGCCCUAUGGUAACAUUUCCCACCGCUUUCACAAAAGCUGUGCCUCCAUUUUGAAAGAUCGCAGGUUUUGCCCACACUGUGGAGAAGAUGCCAGUGGGGCAAAAGAGGUCACAGUGCCCUCACCUUCUUCACCAUUACUUCCCACUUUACCACCGAAACCCGCUAAGCAGAUACUCAAGGCUAAAAAGACAAGUGAACCACAAAGGAGUAGAGAGAUGAACUUAAACAGCAGUACUGCAGCCAGAAGUCCUAAUGAAUCACUGGAGACUAUACUGACGGGACUAGAUGAUGAAAAUUUGAAACCAACAAAAGUAAAUUACACUACCAGAGAGCUGUUCAUUUCUGCAAAGGAAGGGGAGCUCCAGAGGGUCAUUCGCCUCUUGGUUGAUGGAAAGGACCCCAACUUUCUGAUGGAUGUCCAAAACAAACGAACUCCCCUACAUGCUGCUGCUACAGAAGGGCAUGAGGAAAUUUGCCAUAUGCUAAUACAGGCUGGAGCCAAUUUGGAGAUGUUGGAUGAAGAGCAGAGAACACCCCUGAUGGCAGCUUGUGUAAAUAACCAAUUAGAGACUGUAAAGUACCUGAUUAGGGCUGGGGCCGCUAUUAACCACAAGGAUUCAAUGGGUUUUACCUGUUUGCAUCUGGCAUCUAAACUGGGACAUUAUUACGUUGUUCAACAUCUGCUCUCCAAGACAUCCAAGUACAUCAACUGUCAGGAUGUUGGUGGAUGGACUCCAAUCACCUGGGCAAUUGAGUAUAAACGCGAGAAUGUGUUUUACCUGUUGCUGGCCAAAGGGGCAGACGUUAACAUCAGAGACAGGGAACAGAAUAUCUGCCUGCACUGGGCAGCUUUAUCAGGGUGUGCUAAUGUCACCCAAGCUUUGUUGGAUGCCAAGUGUGACCAAAAUUCUGUCAAUGUUCAUGGGGACCUGCCAAUUCAUGUGGCUGCCAGAGAAAACCACCUAGAGUGUGUGAUGUUGUUUUUGACCAACGGAGUUAACCUGAGUCAUAAGAACAGGGAUGGACAAACCGCUUUGGACUGUAGCAUCAAUGGCUCAAAGGUAUGGAUGGCUCUUAAUGCAAGUGCAAAGCUGAGUGAUACCAGGGGGAACCGUGGUGAGCAGGUGCUUAUAAGGGACAUUUCUAGGGGUUAUGAGGCGCUUCCUAUAAGCUGUGUUAAUGGUGUUGAUGACAGGCCAUACCCUGGAAACUUUAAAUACAUACCAGACAACUGUGUCACUUCCCCAGUAAAUAUUGACUGUGACAUAACUCACCUGCAGCACUGUAGUUGCACAGAUGACUGUUCAUCCAGUACCUGCACAUGUGGCCAGCUUAGUCUACAAUGUUGGUAUGAUAGUGAGGGCUGCUUGCUGAUGGAUUUCUGUCAGCAAGAUCCUCCAGUGCUCUUUGAAUGUAACCAUGCCUGCUUAUGCUGGAGAACCUGCAAGAAUCGAGUUGUUCAACAUGGAUUGAGAGUUCAACUACAGGUUUUCAGAACAGAGAAAAUGGGCUGGGGAGUAAGAGUCAUGCAGGAUGUCCCCCAAGGAACAUUUAUUUGCGAGUAUGUUGGUGAGAUCAUCACUGACACAGAAGCUAACAAUAGAGAGAAUGACUCUUACCUCUUCACACUUAACGAUAAGGUAGAUGAUGUACACUGCAUCGACGCAAGACUUUUUGGCAACAUUGGCCGUUUCAUUAACCAUCUUUGUGAGCCCAAUCUGUUAGCUGUGAAGGUAUUCACCAUGCACCAGGAUAUGCGAUUUCCAAGGAUUGCUUUCUUUUCCAACAAAACUAUUAAAGCUGGUGACCAGAUCGGGUUUGACUAUGGUGAUCACUACUGGAUGGUGAAGAGCAAAUACUUGAGCUGUCAAUGUGGUUCACCGGUGUGUCGAUACUCUGAAAGAUUGACUUCAAUGAUCACAUUGUAGUUUAGCUACACUUAUCUUUGUAUCUAACAUGUAUCGGUCAUGUUUUAACUAUCAGACACAUUUUUGUUCGCACAUUCUAGGAUGUAUUUGAUCAAUCUGUGUAGUGUUAGAUGUGAAUUGGCCUGUCAACAUAUGCAUUACGAUACAAUGUAAUAAAUGCUUGUACUGAGUAUUCCCAGUGCCCAGCAAUAUCUCCUCUCCUCAAAAUCUGAUAUUUAUGUCCAAAUGAGUGGAAUAUUCUAUUCAGAUUAGCUCCAUGACAGUGACAUGUAUGACAAUGUCAUCGGUGCUUGUCACCGUCUCCAUCAAUCAUGUCACCACUUUUAUCAGCAAGCCUGAUUGACUAGGAAAUUGUUUGCCUGAUUGACUAGGAAAUUGUUUGGUGCUUAACUUUUCUCCUCAUAAAGAAAUAUUUGGGGAAUAAUGAAUACAUCACUAUCCAAAACAAAACAUAACCAAAUAAUCGCAUUUGUUUUGAAUAUGUCUGAUGUUAUUUAAAUAUUGGUUUUUUUUUUUUUUUUUUUUUUUUUUUUUCAAACAAUAAUAAUGAUCGACAUUCUGAUGUUCUUACUUGCAAAGUUUAAUAUACAUGAAAUUAUUUUCCGAAUCUUCUCCAGGAUUCCAAAUAUUUCUUGGAGGAUUUAAUUUUUUACACAUAUACUCUUAGAGUAACAAAUAGCAGUAAAGUAGUAGAUUGCAACACCAUUGGACUACAAUGUGCCUUAUUUUAUUUAUUAUAAAUGUGUUUAAUCAACUUGUUUGUGUUUUAAUUAUUCAAGCAAUGUAUCUACAACUUUGUUACUACCUUAUAAUUGGAUUUCAAAUGGAUACUUUGUUUCACA